GUCUCUCUCAACGGGGUCCUUCCACACCAGAACGGGCAGGUACCAACACAGAUAGAAGAAACACCAGACACAAAUGGACACGAGAGGAUUACAUUGAAGUCAUGUUCUGCUAUUUCAAGGCAAAGGCAGACCCCAGUGAAGGUGUAACAAAAGAUACAUUCAGAAUAUGGAGGGAAAGAAACCCAAAUGAAAGGCCCAAUCUAACAGCCAAUGCACUGAUUAACCAACGUAGAUAUAUUGAAAAACAACACAAACUAACAGAAAUUUAA
Molecule: messenger RNA, 269 nt
Organism: Porites lobata
Lineage: Eukaryota; Metazoa; Cnidaria; Anthozoa; Scleractinia; Poritidae
Source: the annotation of a GenBank genome assembly